CUUGACAUUUCACCUAUGUCCACCAUCAAAACAGAAAUAAAUAGCUUAUCUUGUACUGUUGUCUCAGCAGCUUGUCAAUUCAAAGAUAAUAUCAAAGUGGUUAUCUAUACUAUAGCUUUGGUGUUAACUAACAUAAAGCCUUCCGUCGGUGGGGUUCACAUACAUUUUUGAAACAAUCCUUACUGACAUGUAUUUUGUUUAAAAAGUGAGUUCAAAUUCACACUCACACACCCAGUCUGCAAAUUACAGACUGCAAUCUACACCGUCUACCUUUAUAAAUAUAUCUCAAUUUAAUUCAAAUGUCAUACCUCAUUAAUAACUGGAAAUACUGAAAUUGUGUUACUUCAGAAUAAGGCCAUUCAUUCUCCCUCUCCCAACAGCAAACAAGUAAUAACGUAACACAGGACAUCCAAGUCAAAAGCUACAGUUAAUCUUUAAUCUAAUGAAUACUUAACAAUAUGUAAUACAACUAACUCUCCCAAAUUACUUCGAUUAUUGUUGUGAUGUCAUGUCGGUUAAUUUUGAUCAAAGGAGGUGGCGUUUGCUGGGAAAACGUACAUUCCAAAUGAUAGUAUUUUUGUGAUUUAUUUUGGAAUUUUGAUAAAUGAGGUCAGCAGUGAGCGUAAUCCUAUCUGGAUCGGCGCCUGAUCAAAAUAUGUCCUACCCAGACUAUGACCAAACGCCUCAUGAUCAUUCUGCCCUCCUUGUCGUCGUUCGGCACAUAGGGCGUCAACUAAGGACAAAACAGUUUAAUAGGGCAUUCGAACGUAUUUCUCGUGUAAAUCAAAUUAAAUUAAACGAUUCUCAAGGAAAUCCUCGUCAAAUUUGGGUACGAUACUUGCGUGGUUAUCCUGGAGAGCAAAAUGAUUGGAGUGAUUUCCAAACUCAUCGAAAAGCACUGGGCCUUAUAUCAGUUGGACAAUGCAAUUCUCAAGACGAAUUUAACGAAUUGUGCCGAAUUCACGAGCAGGCCAAAGUGGGAUAUGCUUUUACUUUAUAUGAUUCGAGAUGUAUUUUACUUGGGCUAAAUCCGGAUGGAACACUAUACGAAGGUUCCCACUCGUCGGACGUUAGUCCUUGUGUUGAUGGUGAAGACGAUAGAGUUCAUCACUCUGUUUCAGUUUUUAACAACAAAUCCAAAAUUGAAGGAUCUGAUUCGAACUUUAACGAUCCAGCGAGAAACUGUAGCUCUGGCAUAGCUUCAUCAUCCGAAGGGAUCGGCACUGGUGCAGAGUCUCUUCCAUCAGAAGAUAAUGCUUCAAUGUCUUCCUCCCUGUCCCUGCCCAGUGCCGUAUGCGGUGACGAUACCCGGAAAAGUCCUAGCUCGGAUUCUCUUCAGAAUUAUCUAGCAUCCGGUUCAGUUGAAGAAAGUGAGGCAACAGAUUCCACCAGUGAAGAAACAACAUCCAAAGAGUCCACUAAUUCAAUUGGGACAGGCAUCCCUUACUCCUCAAUGAGAGAAUCAGAAAAUCCAAUAUUGGGCUUGUCCACGGACCCUGACUCUAGGUCACAGAGUUCAGAAGGAAGAAAUUCUUUAAUCGCACCUUCAAAUUUUAAGGCACGAACAUUAUUUUACCCAACAAUGGACCAGAGUCAAAAUCUGGAGACAGACAUUCUAGAAUUCAUUUCCAGUUUAUUUUGGGUACUAGAAUCCAAAAGGUUGGACAAAUUAGCGGUCAGAAAAGCGGAUAGAACACUUCUCUUGUCAUCACUUUGUGCCCCAUUUGAGAAAAAAGAUUUCGUUGGAUUAGAUUUGGAAUCACGUUGGAAUAAACGAAGAGCUGACGGCAGACUUAAGAAACAACUGGGUGACUUGAGCUUGCAAGCCGGAUUGGCGUCAGAAUCGAUAACUCAUUAUCAAGCUGCAAUUGAAAUUCUCAAGUCUGUGAAUGACUGGCUUUGGUUGGCUGGUGCAUUAGAGGGACUAUGUUCAGUAUCUGUAUGUUGCAUGUAUCCGCAAUUGCGAAAAGCUCUACCUCUUCAGCGCAAUUCAUCUCUGCAAGGGGCGGAUAUGGUCAAAUAUAAAAAUCUAUCAGGAUCAUCCUCAUCCAGCUCUUUGCCCCCAGGAUUAGAACCAGAAAGCCUAAGUGGAAUGAGACCUCCGAUAAAAAAUUGCUUAAGCCCUCAAGAUUUGCUAGAUAAGUACAGAGAAGCUGUUACGCACUAUGGGAAGUAUCGUCAAGCUGGAGUUAUCGAGACGGAGGCAUCAAUUAAAGCGUCACUGGUUCUUAUUGAACAACGACAAACACUUGCAGCUGCAGAAUUUCUACAGAAUGCAGUUUUUAUUAGUCUGCAGCUCACAGAGGAUGAAAAGAUGCAUCGAUUUAAUGCACUUGCGGAACUCUAUACAAGACUGGGAUUUCAUAGAAAAGCCGCCUUUUUUAAACGGGUCGCAGCAAUGCGAUGUGUAUCACCUCAUAAUCCUCAUCCGAACUGGGCUCUUUGCCAUUCUUUACUACUUCAACAAGAAGGGUACAAAAUUUCUUUAAAUCCCAGUGAAAACUCCAUUUUUGGGUUUUAUGGAUGGCCACGGCUACAAAUGCAAGUUAUGCAAGAGCUGGUUGGCACAGCCAAGCGCAAAGGAAAUAGUGCCUUGGCUACUAAGCAUAUGACUUUACUGGUUCACACGAUGCUUCCACAUAUGACAAGAGAUGAAAGACGGGAUUUUUCACAGCAGCUGGAAAUACUUUCGAAAGAGGCGGAAGGACUCCCAGUGCCACUUGCAAUAGAAAAUGGAGUGAUAAUUCCACCUGUGAAUCUCACCCUUAUACCCUACGUUAAACUUUUCAAACUAAUUGCUCCAACACCUCACUUGAAGCCUCAAAAAAUUGUGGAAAGGAAGCCCACGGAUGAAAUCAGUCCAUUCGUGUACACUCCAUUCAAUCGUGACAAAACUGUCAAAGAUAUUACAAAAGCUGAUUUCAACUGGGUCGAAGGUGAAUUAUGUGAAGUUAAUGUGAUUCUUGAGAAUCCUCUACCGGUGGAGUUGAAAGUUUCGUCAAUGUGCUUAAUAACCGAGGGGGUAAAAUUUCAUGUAAAUUCUAAUGUAAUCUCUGUUCCUGCGGAAUCUUCAAUGUUCCCUGCAACUCUUACUGGGAAGCCUUUGGAACCGGGGAUUUUAAGGAUAAUUGGCUAUUCAACCUAUACUCUUGGUGUUAAGUCAAAUAUUCGACUCAAAAGUUUACAGAAUAUGCCAUUCCCAUAUGUUGACAUAGAAGUAGAUCCUGCACUUCCAGCGAUUGAGAUUCAAACAUCCAAGGCGAAGUCAGAUUGCUUCAGCUCUUUAUCAGAUUCCAUUGUUACUAGUGCUAGUAUUUCUAUGCUCAUGGGCGAAAACCAAGAAUGUACCGUGACGAUAGCCAAUGUUGGGAAAGUACCAAUCGAAUUGCUUGAGUUGACACUGGACGUGCAGGGAGACAAACGGGCAUUUGAAAUCUUCAAGUGGAGUGACGAAAACAUUGUCUCUCAACUACCCAUACAACCUGGUGCGAAUGCAAGCUUUACAAUUUACGUCUAUGGAGCGGGCGAAUUUAUUGGACAACCAGACUGUCAUUCCGGAGACAGCAGUAGUGUUUCCUCACUUCCAAUGACAAGUAAUGCCUCAGAUGGACCUAGUUCCCUGCCUUCUAGACUUGGUGCUAUUUCUGAUCGUUUAAGGUCGAAGAGGACGGAAUCCUCGGCAUCUAAUAGAUCCAGUGUCAAAAGUUUUAUGAGCAGUAAUAUCUCGGUGGCGUCAAAUAAAAAUCCUAAGUUGCCCAUUUCUUCUCAAACAAAGAAUUACGAAGCGGUGUUAAAACUAAAAUAUUCUGGAGGACCUGGCCAUCAAACCGGACAUUUUAGAACUUGUGGGAUUGCACUAAAUGUGGAAGUAUCCCCUGCUGUUUUUAUUACAAAAUGGGAUACUUUGCCUGGAGAUUCGCCCUCACAAUUCUAUCUUGUUCUUGACGUGUGUAAUGUUACUCAACAUGAAAUGGAGAUUCACUAUGCUAAAACAAAGCAAAUUCUUGUCGAAAAAGGAGAUACUUGCAGAAUUCCCGUACCAUUGGAUAGAUGUUCAUUAACUAAUGUAGAAAAGGGUACUUAUUGUAAAGAGGAGUUUGCUUGCUGCGAACACAUUGUCACAAACGUGGACUUAAAGUGGAUACUUCCUGAGUCCUCAGGAAAGGCAACACUGCAUGGAAUCACUCUUACCCAGGCGAUGGUCCAACUUGUAACCGUGUCUCCUAUUCAAUGGGAAAUAACCGUUAAUGGUGAAAGCGUUAAACCAGAAGAAAUGAGGUUUGAAGCUGGAGAGAUGAUUAAUGUCAACGUCUGGUUGCGAAAUCAUUUAAAAGAAUCCCUUGAAGACUUGAACCUGUCUCUAGAUUGCUUCCAAGAUUAUCAAAAUGGCAGAAUUAAUAAUCGUCUUGACUCUAGAUUUGCCGUGAUUGGAAACGAUUCCGUGCUAAUACCAAAGAUUGGGCCGGGAAGUUCUUUUCAACAUUCAUUAUCUUUAAUAUUUUUUGUGGGUGGGAUGUACAAGAUUGACUUUAAAUGCAACAAAAAAGACCUCGAGGAUCUAGAGUAUAAAUAUAAUCCUCCAUUAGAUUUAAUGAUUCAAUGAUUUAUUAUUAUUAAUUAUAUGUGCGGUUAAGUAACAAUCAUCAUGUUUUUACGAUUGGUGAAGAGAACAGAGGGAAGCAAACAGUAACGUUGACGCAUACAUGUCACAAAUAAAGAAGCAAUUUGUUUAAAUUAACAAAUAAACCUCUUAUCCGAAAGAAUUA
Messenger RNA from Folsomia candida, 4766 nucleotides. It is a transcript of the gene brun, whose product is annotated as protein brunelleschi. Bases 605 to 4603 code for a protein of 1332 amino acids. The record is from RefSeq and is a predicted model, not a curated record. The transcript has 27 exons. Gene Ontology annotation, cellular component: trans-Golgi network. NCBI's taxonomy places the organism in Eukaryota, Metazoa, Arthropoda, Collembola, Entomobryomorpha, Isotomidae.